AUGUGAUGAUGAAUGCGUGGGAGAUUGUGUGGGUGUGUGUGGUCACUCUUUAUGCAAAGGGCACAAGCAUCACAACACACACACAAAGAAAUCAAAUCAAGGAUCUCAACCGACCAUCGCAUGAUUCGCACUGUAGAAUGGAACCGAUCCAUUUGCUAGGCACAGAAGAUGCUACUAUUAUGAACCUAGCUUCUCAGGUGGUCGCACCGUCUUUGCUCCAGGCCCCAGCCACCGUCACCCUCACUAACGGCUCCAGUAUCAUCGACAUCAGCUCUGGCUCUGUAGUGCCCAAAGUAGAGCCACUGUCCACAAGUCCCUCCCCUGAAGAGCCAAUUGAUGAGGAUAUGUUGGAUCCGAGCUCCCUUCUCCGCCAGAUCAACCAGCUGGGUCCGUCCGAGAGAUGUUCCCCUGUACAGGCCGGAAGUAUGGGCAAGAAGCUGCUCACCAUUAUCGCCUACCACGAACAAAACAAUCUCGCACUGCCAGAGGAGCUACAGAGCAGUUUUGAUAUCCUCCAUCGCUGCCUGGCUGUCGUCUAUGGCACCUUCUUUCUGAAUCUUUACACCAAGGCCAACGCUCCGUGUCUACUCUGCCACAGCUGCAAGUGUCUGUACCCCCCAGGGCAGUUUAUCCACCACUCAUGUGCCUCACUCCCUGUCAACAUUGUCCCCUGCCGCUCUCGAAUGUGGAGGAGGUGUCUUGUCCCUCUAGUGUCUCCUGGCCUUGACAAGGAUCAUCAGAAGCAGAGAUGGAAGUUUGUACUAGAGAAGUUCUCUCACAAUGCCGCCUUAGCCUCCAGGAAGAAUCCCAUACCUCCUGAGACCGAGGCUCAAUUGUUGGACAUCCCAGAGUUGAAAAAAAGGCGAUUUAAUAAACCUAAGAAAGAGGGAGAGGAUGAGGUACCUAAACCAGAAGAUCUCAGUGUCCUUGACAUGGAGGGACCAGAUGACAGUAUGGAUGCUGGCUCUCCUGUUGAACCCUCUCAGUCACAAUCCCCUAUAGUACUGGCAGAACAGCUGGUCAUGGAGGUUAAGAGACUACAAUUGGAGCUAGGGCUAGCUAAAGGAAAGCUGCAGAGUGCCUCUGAGAUGAUUGGGAAGAUGCCUUCUGAAGCUUGUAUGCGUGAGCAGCUGUCUCAGGCACUCACCAACCAGCAGAGUCUGACAAUAGAGAGAGACCAGGCGAGGGAACAGGCAAAGCUGGCCACGGAGAGGGCAGACAGGUUGGAGAGACAGCUAGACCUUCUCAGAAAGACUCAUGGACAAAUGGAGAAGCAGUUCUCUAUUUAACACAAGUCACACAACCCACAGUCAGUGACACUCAAUAUUUCACGUUCUUCAUGCAACAACUCUUUAAAUAGAACAGUUAUAUACAAACAAGAGUAUAUAAUAUAUUAUUAUGUAAGAGUUUUGUUGAAAUUGAAAUGCACUUACAACAUG
Halichondria panicea is the source of this 1439-nucleotide messenger RNA. RefSeq lists its product as uncharacterized. The record is from RefSeq and is a predicted model, not a curated record. The transcript is spliced from 8 exons. Lineage: Eukaryota; Metazoa; Porifera; Demospongiae; Suberitida; Halichondriidae. Gene Ontology annotation, molecular function: SMAD binding. The coding region runs from base 6 to 1289 and encodes 427 amino acids.